AUGGGCAAUCACGCAGAAGAACCAGUCGUCAAUUCCACUACCCAAGAUGGUUUGUCAUUCGAUGUCAUCAUCAUUGGAGCAGGCAUCUCUGGAAUCAACGCCGCAUACCGCAUCCAAACCGAAGGACCAUCCGACUUCACAUAUGCCAUCCUCGAAGGCCGCGACUCCAUUGGAGGUACAUGGGAUCUGUUUCAAUACCCGGGCAUUCGAUCAGACUCCGACAUCUUCACUUUUGGCUUCCCGUGGAGCCCGUGGAAGCACAAUGAAUCUUUGGCUGCUGGUGACAAGAUCAAAGACUACAUGAUCGAGUCCGCUAGAUCAGCCGGCAUUGAUCAUCAUAUCUGCUACAACCACACUGUGUUGACGGCAAACUGGCGCUCCGGAAAGAAGACGUGGGAGCUUCAAGUGACUCGACCGGGAGAGGAUGAGCCUACUCUCUUCCAGGCUCGAUUCCUGCUCCUUGGCACCGGUUACUACGACUACCAAACACCGCUCCAGACAGUGAUCCCAGGGAUUGAGAAGUUUGAAGGAAAGGUCAUCCAUCCCCAGUUCUGGCCUAAGGACUACGACUACACACACAAAAACGUCGUGGUCAUUGGGAGCGGUGCCACUGCUGUCACGAUUGUGCCAUCCAUGGCCGAUAGGGCGGAACGAAUCACUAUGUUGCAGAGAAGCCCGGGGUAUAUCUUUCCCUUGCCCUCGAACAGUUUCUUCACGACUCUUCUCUUCACCGUCCUACCCGCAAGUGUCGCCCACUUUCUCAACAGGCUCUUGUGGCUGUUUAGGAGCUACUUGACAACACUUCUGUGCAAGUCAUGCCCUGGUUUAGCCAAGAAAAUUAUUAAACAUGUCACCAUCAAGCAGCUCCCUCCUGAUGUCAGCUGGGACCCUCACUUUAAGCCUCGAUACAACCCAUGGGAACAAAGAUUCUGCGCCUGCAUGAAUGGUGACUUCUUUGCUGCCAUUCGGUCGGGUAAAGCAGACGUCGUCACUGAUACGAUCAAGACGGUCACUGAGAAGAGCAUUGUGCUUCAGUCAGGCGCAGUCUUACAUCCGGAUGUCAUCGUCACAGCCACCGGCUUGAAGUUGCGCUUUGGUGGAGGAAUCAAGUUCACGGUAGAUGACCAGCCCUUCAAUGUCGCCGACAAGUUUGCGUGGAGGGCGGCCAUGCUCCAGGACGUCCCCAAUCUCCUCUUCAUGACGGGCUACGAGAAUGCAUCGUGGACACUUGGGGCCGACGUCAGCGCGCGGCUCUUUGUGCGCAUCCUUCAGAAGAUGCGGCAGCGAAAGGCCAGCGUUGCGGUGCCACGGAACGCUGCGUCCAAGGACAUGCCAGUGAAGCCCAUGAUGAGCUUGAGUUCAACUUAUCUAAAGAAUGCUGGGGCAGUUUUCCCAAAGGGCGGAACAGGAUUAUGGAGCCCAAAGUCCAAUUACUUUGCCGAUAUGGCUGGGGCCAGCUGGGGAGAUGUGGCCAAGGACCUGGAGUUCUCGUAG
Molecule: messenger RNA, 1494 nt
Organism: Fusarium falciforme
Lineage: Eukaryota; Fungi; Ascomycota; Sordariomycetes; Hypocreales; Nectriaceae
Exons: 1
Coding region: 1-1494 (497 amino acids)
Molecular function (GO): flavin adenine dinucleotide binding; N,N-dimethylaniline monooxygenase activity; NADP binding
Source: RefSeq, a predicted model, not a curated record